AUGAUUGAAGCACCUCUAUCUCAAGGAGCAGGCUAUGGAGUGGUUCUUGGCGUGGGUCUUGGCUUCUCCAUGAUCAUGAUCUUCAUCACCUGGGCCAUGCGACGCUACCAACGUGAAGUCAUGUCUUCGGAGGAGUUUUCCACCGCCUCCCGAUCGGUCAAAACCGGUCUGAUUGCCGCCUCGGUGGUUUCCUCAUGGACCUGGGCUGCUACUUUGCUCCAGUCCACCUCCCAGGCAUACAAGAACGGAGUGUCUGGUCCCCUAUGGUACUCCACUGGCGCCUGUGUCCAGGUCCUUUUGUUCGCUACUCUGGCCAUUGAGCUCAAACGAAGAGCACCCGGAGCCCAUACCUAUCUGGAAGUCAUCAAGAUGCGGUUUGGACCAGCUGGACACAUUGUUUUCAUGUGUUUUGGUCUGGCCACCAACAUUCUGGUGACUCUGAUGCUGUUGACCGGUGGCUCGGCGGUGGUCAAGGAUCUCACCGGCAUGAACGUUGUCGCCGCCUGUCUUCUUCUUCCUCUGGGUGUCAUUCUCUAUACCCUGUUUGGAGGUAUCAAGGCCACCUUCAUCACCGACUACCUGCACACCAUCAUCCUGCUGGUGAUCAUUCUGGUGUUUGCCUUCACCACCUACGCUAACCACGACGUUUUGGGCUCCCCCGGUAAGGUCUACGAUCUUCUGGUUGCCCGGGCUCUGGAGUUCCCGGUCAAGGGCAACGAACACGGCUCGUAUCUGACCAUGAAGUCGCACGAUGGAGCCAUUUUCUUCGUCAUCAACAUUGUCGGCAACUUUGGAACCGUUUUCCUCGAUAACGGCUACUGGAACAAGGCCAUUGCCGCCUCUCCGGCCGCCGCGCUGCCCGGCUACGUGCUCGGCGGUCUGGCCUGGUUCGCCAUUCCCUGGCUUUGUGCCACCACCAUGGGGCUGGCCUGUCUGGCUCUGGAGGGCACCCCGUCCUUCCCCGGCUACCCGGCCCGAAUGUCCGCCGAAGACGUGAGCGCCGGACUGGCGCUGCCGAACGCCGCGGUCGCGCUGCUGGGAAAGGCAGGAGCCGGAUGCGCCCUGACCAUGGUGUUCAUGGCCGUGACAUCGGCCUUUUCGUCGGAACUUAUCGCGGUCUCCUCCAUCUUUACCUACGACAUCUACAAGGGCUACAUCAACCCCAAGGCGACCGGAAAGACCCUGAUCAUGACCUCCCACGCCGCGGUCGUCACGUUUGGAUUCGCCAUCGCCGGGUUCGCCAUUGGACUCUACUACAUUGGCGUGUCCAUGGGCUUCCUCUACCUGCUCAUGGGCGUCAUCAUCUCGUCGGCAGUCAUUCCGGCAGUUCUGACCCUCAUGUGGGGCGGUCUCAACUUCUGGGCCGGUGUUCUAUCCCCUCCUCUGGGCUUCUGCUUCGCCAUUAUCACCUGGCUGGUCACCACCAAGUGCGAAAAGGGCGUCAUCAACGUGGACACCGCCGGCUCCGAUCUGCCCAUGCUCGCGGGAAACGUGGUGGCUCUGCUGUCGCCUCUCAUGACCAUCCCCGUGCUUACCCUCAUCUUUGGGCUGGACAAGUUCGACUUUGAAAAGUUCAAGCAAAUCACCCGCGCCGACGACUCCGAGUUCUGGAAAGUCGACUCCAUUGUUGAAGAGCUGGGAGGUUCCGACGAGAUCGUCUCCAUCCGCGAAAAACGGGCAAACUCCCCUAACAAGACCGGAGGCUCCACCACCCCCGAGGACCCCAUGGAGGCGGAAUACGGACUCCAUGAGCCUCUGCCAGCUGCAGUUGAACCCCCCGUUCACCUGGAAGAGCUGGAUCCGGCAGAAAAGGCUCUGCUCGACAAGUACGCCAAAAUCGCCCGCAUCAUCACCGCCAUCAUGGCCCUCUGUCUACUGGUGCUGUGGCCCAUGCCCAUGUACGGAGUGGGCUACGUUUUCUCUAAAAAGUUCUUCACCGGCUGGGUGGUGGUUGGCAUCAUCUGGAUCUUCUUUUCCGCCUUCCUGGUGGUUCUUUACCCGCUCUGGGAGUCGCGACAGGGUAUCUUCGAGACCUUCCGAGGCCUGUACUGGGACUGUACCGGACAAACCUGGAAGCUGCGAAGAUGGCAGGGACAAACGGAAGAUAAACAGAUGGCUGCCCAUGGAGUCACCAGAACCUUCUCUCAUCUGGAGAGACUAGACGGACAGGAGGUGGAGUCGGACGAAGGAGUGCAGGUCACCAAGAUUGAGGAUUAG
Yarrowia lipolytica CLIB122 is the source of this 2217-nucleotide messenger RNA. RefSeq lists its product as uncharacterized. NCBI's taxonomy places the organism in Eukaryota, Fungi, Ascomycota, Dipodascomycetes, Dipodascales. The record is from RefSeq and is a predicted model, not a curated record. Gene Ontology annotation, cellular component: plasma membrane. Gene Ontology annotation, molecular function: urea transmembrane transporter activity; putrescine transmembrane transporter activity; spermidine transmembrane transporter activity. Gene Ontology annotation, biological process: urea transmembrane transport; putrescine transport; spermidine transport.